This is a messenger RNA of Homo sapiens (human), 9032 nucleotides long. It is a transcript of the gene TMTC1, whose product is annotated as transmembrane O-mannosyltransferase targeting cadherins 1. Gene Ontology annotation, molecular function: dolichyl-phosphate-mannose-protein mannosyltransferase activity. Gene Ontology annotation, cellular component: endoplasmic reticulum; membrane. Bases 192 to 3026 code for a protein of 944 amino acids. The transcript is spliced from 20 exons. Gene Ontology annotation, biological process: RNA processing. The record is from RefSeq and is marked validated. NCBI's taxonomy places the organism in Eukaryota, Metazoa, Chordata, Mammalia, Primates, Hominidae.
GUUUAUUUGCAGCUGGGCCAACUCCGCGGCGCAGGCGGCGGCGGAGCGCGGGGAGCUCGCGGCGGGUCCAGCUGCCGCAGCACCAUGCCCGAGCCCCCCUCCGGGCAGACGCCGCGCGCCGCCGGGGCCCCGGUAGGGGAGGAUGCCAGACGCCCGGGAGAGGCCAGGGCAGCAGCGGCGGCGGCGGCGCGAUGGUGGUGACCACCUCUGCCCGAGGCGGCGGCGGGGACCGCACACCCUCCCGGCGGCGGGGCUGCGGGCUAGCGCCGGCCGGGGCCGCGGCGCUGCUGGCCGGGGCAAGCUGCCUGUGCUACGGCCGCUCCCUGCAGGGCGAGUUCGUGCACGACGACGUGUGGGCGAUCGUGAACAACCCCGACGUGCGGCCCGGCGCCCCGCUCCGCUGGGGCAUCUUCACCAACGACUUCUGGGGCAAGGGCAUGGCCGAGAACACCAGCCACAAGUCCUACCGGCCGCUCUGCGUCCUCACCUUCAAGCUAAACAUAUUUUUGACUGGUAUGAACCCAUUCUACUUUCAUGCAGUAAAUAUAAUUUUACACUGCUUAGUGACUCUUGUGCUGAUGUACACCUGUGAUAAAACUGUCUUCAAGAAUCGUGGACUUGCUUUUGUAACGGCAUUGCUUUUUGCUGUACAUCCUAUUCAUACUGAGGCGGUGGCUGGGAUCGUUGGCAGAGCGGACGUGUUAGCGUGUCUGCUGUUUCUAUUGGCCUUUCUCUCGUACAACAGGAGUCUGGAUCAGGGCUGUGUUGGGGGAAGUUUCCCUUCCACGGUGUCUCCCUUCUUCUUGCUGCUCAGUUUGUUUCUGGGGACCUGUGCGAUGCUGGUGAAAGAGACAGGCAUCACGGUGUUUGGAGUGUGCUUGGUUUAUGACCUCUUUUCCCUUUCCAACAAGCAAGACAAGUCGAGCAAUGGGGCCCUCUGUCCACGCAGCCCACAGCAGCCCGGGAGCCCCCAGCCCUCCUCACUGCCAGGCCAUCCUCACCGGGAGAAUGGGAAGCAGCAGCGGUUCCCUCACAAAGGAGCUUGGGGUGGCUGCCACUCUCCACUGCCACCAGAACCCAAGAGCAGUGGAUUCCCAGUGUCCCCACGAGCUGUGUGGUCCAUGAUGAGGUAUCUGAGAGCAAGCAGCAAUAGAAAUUUCCUGCUUACCAUGAGACCAUUUUUAAAAAGGGCCAUUUUGGUCCUAAGUUAUGUGCUUGUCAUUUUGUACUUCCGUCUGUGGAUAAUGGGAGGAUCUAUGCCCCUCUUUUCAGAGCAGGAUAAUCCAGCUUCAUUUUCGCCUUACAUUCUUACGAGAUUCCUCACCUAUUCCUACCUCUUGGCCUUCAAUGUGUGGCUUCUGCUUGCACCCGUGACCCUGUGCUAUGACUGGCAGGUCGGCAGUAUUCCUCUGGUAGAGACCAUAUGGGACAUGCGGAACUUAGCCACCAUCUUUCUGGCGGUUGUGAUGGCCUUAUUGAGCCUGCACUGCUUAGCAGCCUUUAAGAGACUGGAGCACAAGGAGGUUUUAGUCGGCUUGUUGUUCCUGGUGUUCCCGUUCAUUCCAGCCAGCAACCUCUUCUUCAGGGUGGGUUUUGUGGUGGCGGAGAGAGUCCUUUACAUGCCUAGCAUGGGCUACUGCAUCCUUUUUGUGCAUGGACUGAGCAAGCUCUGCACUUGGCUGAAUCGAUGUGGGGCCACCACCCUGAUUGUGUCCACUGUGUUGCUGCUGUUGCUUUUCUCUUGGAAAACUGUGAAACAGAAUGAAAUUUGGCUGUCAAGAGAGUCCCUAUUCAGGUCUGGAGUUCAAACUCUGCCCCACAAUGCCAAGGUUCACUACAACUAUGCCAAUUUCCUGAAGGACCAAGGUCGGAACAAGGAAGCGAUCUACCACUACAGAACAGCUCUCAAGUUGUAUCCACGCCAUGCAAGUGCGCUCAACAACCUUGGAACACUGACGAGAGACACAGCAGAGGCAAAGAUGUACUAUCAGAGGGCUCUCCAGCUCCAUCCACAGCAUAACCGGGCUCUUUUCAAUCUGGGGAAUCUCCUCAAGUCCCAGGAGAAAAAGGAAGAAGCUAUCACCUUACUGAAGGAUUCCAUCAAAUAUGGUCCAGAGUUUGCAGAUGCAUAUUCAAGCUUAGCUUCGUUAUUGGCUGAGCAGGAGCGGUUUAAAGAAGCUGAAGAAAUAUACCAAACUGGAAUAAAGAACUGUCCAGACAGCUCAGAUUUACACAACAACUAUGGGGUUUUCUUAGUUGAUACUGGCUUACCAGAAAAGGCAGUGGCCCAUUACCAGCAGGCCAUCAAACUUAGCCCCAGUCAUCACGUGGCCAUGGUGAACUUGGGAAGACUCUACAGGUCACUGGGAGAGAACAGCAUGGCUGAAGAAUGGUACAAGCGCGCCCUGCAGGUGGCACACAAAGCUGAGAUAUUGUCACCUUUGGGAGCACUGUAUUACAACACUGGCCGAUACGAAGAGGCUUUGCAGAUUUACCAGGAAGCUGCAGCACUUCAGCCUUCUCAGAGGGAGCUCCGCUUGGCACUGGCUCAGGUUUUGGCCGUGAUGGGUCAGACAAAAGAAGCUGAAAAGAUGACCAAUCACAUUGUGUCAGAGGAGACCGGAUGCCUUGAAUGCUAUCGCCUCUUGUCAGCCAUCUAUAGCAAGCAGGAGAACCACGACAAGGCACUUGAUGCUAUAGACAAGGCUCUCCAGCUGAAACCAAAGGACCCAAAAGUCAUUUCUGAACUUUUUUUCACAAAAGGAAACCAAUUAAGAGAGCAGAACCUUCUCGACAAAGCUUUUGAGAGCUAUAGAGUGGCUGUGCAACUAAACCCAGACCAAGCACAGGCCUGGAUGAACAUGGGUGGCAUCCAACACAUCAAGGGAAAAUAUGUGUCUGCAAGAGCUUAUUAUGAGAGAGCCUUACAGCUGGUUCCAGACAGCAAACUGCUGAAGGAAAAUCUUGCCAAAUUGGAUCGCCUAGAAAAACGAUUACAAGAAGUUCGAGAAAAGGAUCAAACAUAGCACCACCGUCUGACCCAACCUCAUAGGAUAAUGUGGUGCCUCUGAAAGGGGAGUGAUGGAAGCCUUGCUUUCACAUCAGCAGGGGCACAACUAAUGAGAUUUUCUCUCAUUCCGAGUUCAGGGUGACACAUUUUGGGACAUCUGCUGGUAGCCCAGUGCUGAAGGACUUGCUUUUCCAUGAAGAAGACGAAAACAGCAAACAAGGGCAAGAAGGUCUGAGAGGGAAGGAGAAUGACAUUUACACAUUUUACAGAUUUUUGUUUGGUUUAACUCCAGAUUUCUCUUGAUAUAUCUCUGUGCUUUUGAGACCUGGAGAUCUAAUUCUGUUUAGACAUUUUUUGUCCCAGAAAUACAGAAGCUUGAAAUGCUAUGAAGGCAGAGCUUCUAUUCUUUAUGGGAUGAAAUAUUUCAAAAGAGGAUAAAUCCUCUGUGGUAAGCCAUUUGGAAAAUCCUACCAAGAAUUGGCUUAUUUAAUUUUCCAGAACCAGGAAUGAGUAUCUAAUAGCUUUUGUAGAACCUUCCAGAAUAUGUGGGGAAAAAGGGCUAUUGCUAAGUGAGCUUUAUCUAAUAUCCUCCUAAGAGUUUUACUAGUGCUUUUUUGAGGAAUUACAGGGAAGCUCCUGGAAUUGUACAUGGAUAUCUUUAUCCCUAGGGGGAAAUCAAGGAGCUGGGCACCCCUAAUUCUUUAUGGAAGUGUUUAAAACUAUUUUAAUUUUAUUACAAGUAUUACUAGAGUGGUGGUUCUACUCUAAGAUUUCAAAAGUGCAUUUAAAAUCAUACAUGUUCCCGCCUGCAAAUAUAUUGUUAUUUUGGUGGAGAAAAAAAUAGUAUAUUCUACAUAAAAAAUUAAAGAUAUUAACUAAGAGAAAUGUCCUACUUUAUUAUCUUAAUGUUCAGACAUCAUGAGAUUUAUUAUUUUUUUGAAAAAUAUAUUGAACCAUUGAGGAACCUUUAUGAUGUAUCACAGAAAUCUUCAUAGAUUCUAACUAGAUGGAAAAAGAGCUCUAUUUAUUUGUGUUCCUAGGCUUAAUGAGAAUUCUGGGCUUAGAACAUCAACGAUUAAUACCCAGAAUUCUUUGUUUUGAGAAUAUUAUGGAGAAUGCUCUAAAAAUCUAGGGUAAAGAUCUAAAUUCAAAUUUUAAAUAUAUAUUUAUAUUUAAGAAAUAGGAAAGGCAAAGUUGAACUCACAAUUUGACAUUUAUUUUUAGUGUUAUUUAUUUCAUAACUUAUAAAAUAUUUAAUAUAUACAUACACACUCUUCUUUUUUCUCUGUACAAAGUGGUUUUAAUAUCAGCUUUCAAAACUGAUCUUAUAAAAUGUAAAUCUAAAUUGUAAAAUAGUUAAGUUUUAACAGUCCCUCCCAAACUUUGUGUUGAUUAUUCACUUGCUAAAGAGAUGUGAGGAAUCAGCCUUCAGUUUUUUGGCAGUAGUAUAUUUUGGAAGUGAAGAAAUUGGAACACCUGUUUCUAAUUUGGUCUUCAUCAUUAGAGACAAAACCAAAACACUCCAGGCAGUACUGUUUAUAGUGCUGAGCCAGGUAGCACACAGACAUAGUAGCCUAAAGGCUCACAUAAUUCGCAUGCUCAGGCCAGGGCAGGGUAAAAAUAGCCUUCUGCUUCUUUCAACCCAGUAUCAGGAAGCACUACCCCAGUGUUAUUAUUUGUUUUGUCAAGGUAAGUCUAAAUAAACAAGAAAAACUUCUUCGGAAGGCAUGGCGAAGGGAGUAUUUUAAAUGAAAAUGAUUACAGAAUUUGAAUUAGCAUGCAUCUCUUUGUGUGCAACAGUAAUCCAAGAAUGUAUAUGUUACCACUACAACCAUUUGUUUCUAAUAGUUUUUUCAUGUUAUAUAACAUAAAUGUAUCCACAACCUUAAUUAAGAACUAUUCUUCCCCCAAAAUCAUAGUCCUAGUGUCAAGAAACAUACUCCAGUGUUUAUUGUAAAAUAACAACCACACCCUCAAAUUGAAAAAAGUGAAUGUCUAGGACUUUAUUACAACUUUUCAGAAUAAUCUGUAAUGAAAACUCAUGCUUAAAAAUUUAAUGGAAAAGACUGAGCCCCAAAUUUUGAAUAGUGAUUACGCCUUACUUGAAGUGCUAAUAAAGGUAGGAGAGUACAUUUGUUGGAAUAACAGAAAUGGUGAUUUCAGCCUAAAAGUUUCUGAGGGUAAAGGAUCACAUGACCUUCAGGAAACUCUCUGCCUCCUGUAGGUGCUUUCCUAUCUCCCCCAUCCUUCCCUACCCCUUUUCCCUUUUCCUUCCUCUCUUUUUCUCUCACUGUCACUCUGUCUACACACACUGGCAUCUUUUGAACACUAAAAGUAAGCACUGUUUUUUAAAAAAGUAAUUAUUUGUUGGAUCAGAUACUUUUAUCCCAAGUGAAUACCUUCACUGAGAUGUGGCCAAUGCAAUAGUUUCACAGUAAAAACAGUGCCUAUAAGAAAAUAGAUCACAUACUAUUUUUCAAUGAUAUUAAGUGUAUUUUGUAACUAUUUUCAUUUGGUCCUUGUAACAUGAAAUAAUACAUGGAACUUACCUUUAUAAUAAAAAUGGAGUGCCCUGGUUCAUCAUAGAGGUGCAUCUAGUUUGCCCUUAAUGGAAGUAUACUUGCUGUGUGGAUUGAUAGCACCUUCUUGAAAUGGAGGAGCUCAGCUGGCCUCAUGGAUGUGCAAUUUUUGCAGUCCCACAGGGCCUUGCAUACAGAAGCACCCCGAGCUCAGUUGAAUGUCUGUUUGAUUUUUUCUUAUUUAUUUUUUUGAGACACAGUUCCACUUUGUCUUUUUGUCACCCAGGAUGGAGUUCAGUGGCACAAACAUGGCUCACUGUAGCCUCGACCUCCCUGGCUGAAGGGAUCCUCCCACCUCAGCCUCCCAAGUAACCGAGACUACAGGCAUAUGCCAGCAUGUCCAGCUAAUUUUUGUAUUUUUUGUAGAGACAGGGUUUCACCAUGUUGCCCAGGCUGGUCUCAAACUCCUGGGCUCAAGCGAUCUGCCCACCUCUGCCUCCCAAAGUGCUGGGAUUAAAGGCAUAAGCCACCAUGUCCAACUGAAAUUCUUAAUAAUUAAUAAUUUUUGAGCAAGAGGUCCACACUUUCAUUUUGCACUGGGUUCCCAAACAGGUCCUGGGUAGGAAGGAUGGCUGAGGAUAAAACAGGAGUUGCUUUGGCCUGGCUGAACAUUUGAACCAAUGAUCAGAGUUUCAUUUUAUGAUUGUGUUACUCUGAACAGAUUUGCUAUUUUUUUCCAGCUACAUUUAGAGUUCCUCAUGUAUAUAUCACCCCUCUUUUUCCAGUCCAUCUAACCUCUCCUUUUUUUUGUGCCUAGAAUCAGUUCUCCUUGCCUUCAAAAUCCCUGAUAAGUGUCCAUUUCUUUUUGUAUCCUUUGAUGUAGAAGCCACAAGAAUGGCUUUAGCAGCUUAUUUUAAUCUUAUGAAUUAUUCAUUCAGGAUUUUUUAAAUGAUUCAGAUGCUUUCAAUCUGUUAACAGUAUUUAUAAAACAUGUUUCAGUGAUACAACAUAGGUGAACUAAACCAAAGAUGCAAAUGCCUUGGAGGAAAAGAAAUUGUAUUAUAGAGAAUCCUGAGAUAUAUCCUUUUGGGUUGUUUAAUUUAAAGCCUAUCACAAAACAAAGAGAAUUGUCGCACUUUAAUUCCAACCUCCUGCAGUACUUCACAACCCUUAGCAUAAGAUUCUGAAAUUUGUAAUAGGUGGUACCUAGUUUGAUGCAGGGUUUUGCAGCAGUUGUGCGAAUGCCUCUGCGCAACGGCCUUUCAGUCAGACUAAAUGAGAAAAUCCAAACUGUCCUAUCAAAACUGACCCACAAUAACUGUACUCUGAGGCGAAACAGAGCAAAUGUGGGUUUCCUGUUUUCAUUGUAAAACAUUCCAGGUUCUCAGAUUGAAGAGCUACAUUCAGCUGAUAGUUGACAUCUGUUCCCUCACACGUAGUGGCUCUCAACACGGGCUGCACUUUGGAAUCACCUGAGGACCUUUCGGAAUCUUCGGUUGAAUCAUCCUGGCUGUCCUGGUGAUGCUUCUUAUGUGCAGCUAGGCUGGAGAACCACUACAGGGCUGACACCUGGAAUGGGAGCUUGUAACUUUUACAAAAUAAUAGAUGUUUAUCAUCUUUUGCAAUUUUUACUUUUAAGUCUAUACUAAAAUGAGCCAAAGAAGUCUUAACAAUGAUGUAUGGCACAAUUGGUUGGUUGAGGCUAUCAUUCCAUGAUUACAAAUAGGUGGUUAUGUGGGGUGGUUUUGCACUUGUGGCAAUUGGACUGCAAUUUGGCCUUAAAAUGACACAAUUCCUCGUUCUCAGAUGGAGAGGAAUUGCCUUGAAAUUUGCAUGUACCAGACUAAGUGCCAGUAUAUAUAUGACUGAUAUUUUCGUGACUCAUAGAAGGUGUCCAUGGUAUAGAGUUUAUGCCUACAUCUCUAUCUUUAUUUUGGGCACACAUGAGCUUUUGUUAAUUAUUUCUUUGUACUUGUUAGAAUCUGUUUUUGAAAAAAAAAAAAACUUUUGCUUUGAUUUGUGGUGGAUUCACCUUCUUAAAAUAAUAAAUUUAGAGGAUAUUAGGAAUGACAUUCAAAACAAAUAUAGUGAGAGGUGAUUUUUUAAAAAUUUUUGUUCCUGGUUUCCAAAUUAUGUUUACUUUGAUUUGAUUAUAUGUUGGUAUCUCCCAAAUAUAGGUUAACUUAGCUAUUUAAAUGGUAUCUUUUGACAUUUAAAAAGAAUUAAGUACCUGUCAAAUCUAGCAUUGAGGUUGCAGUUGAAUAAGAUAAAAGCUUAGGAUGUCAAAAAAUAAUAUAGAGAAAUAUUAUAAGAUUUUAUGAUUAUUCUUGACGUUUUUGAUGCAAAAGGAAAAUAUGCUGAAUAGUUCUUCCAAAAAAUAUUAUUUCCCUCAAUAUUUUAUUUGUAGCCAUGUAAUUUAAAGAGAACAGAAAAUAACUGCAAUCAAAAGUAUGGUUUAAUAUCAAUCAAAGUGGCACAACAGAAUUGAUAAGAUCUUUAUAACAAUCAAUUGGCUGAUAUUAAAAUAUUGAUUUUAAUUGAUCUUUUCAAUUAAAAUCUUUAGGGCCUGUAACUCAUAAAAUCAGCAUCCACCACAAUAUAUGGUCAUUAUUGGUUUGUAAGCAUAGAUCACCAUUGACUCCUACCUGGAGAGACAUGUCUAUUUCUAAAAAUCCAGUAGUUUCUUUGCAUUCUCAGUAGUACACGUUGUAUAUAUAUAUAUGUAACAAAUUUGGUAGUUUUCAGUAUGUGUGAUGUCCUUUGGGGGUUAUUUAUCUUGCUGGUCCAUAGGAGGGGUACACUACCCCAAGAAUCAAGACAUCUGAGUUCUAGUUCUAGUUCUAGCUCUGCCACUGAAGAGCCACCUUACCUGGGGCAAGUUAGCCAUUGUCUCCCAGUCAUGUUUACCACCCAUGAAAGGACUCGUCGGUUUGAUGUUUCCAUUAAGCUCAAUGAGUAACUCUAAUAGUUACUCUUGAAUCUGGAUUGAAAAACACCAUGCAUCUGAUGAGAUAAUUCAUAAAUGUUGCCCCUUUUUUAAAUGAUACAACCCUAAAAGUGACUGAAUUGCCCAAGUGCUUGAACAUGGCAGAGGUAGUUACUCCUAUUUUGCAGUUUGUGCACUUAAAAAUUCCUACAGUGAUUGUUACUUUACUGGGGAAAAAAGAUGAGGUGAAACUUCCUCCCAAGGAAUUAAAAUAUCUGUAGAAGCCAUGGCUUGCUUUUAUAAUGUGGAAAUCAUUUGAUUUGCUGUAAUUCACGCAGAUCCCUCCUUUUGUCAGGGGGAAAUGAUUUGCAUCAUGUUCUUUUUUCAUAAUGCUUUUACUUCCUGUUUGGAUCAGUUGUAUGUAAAUGUACAUUUUUGUUACUUUGGCUGUGCCCGUUAGAAUUUAUCUUCCAUAAAGUAUUUCUCCCAUUGAGUCUAAUGAUGUAUACUUUGCCUAGGUCUUUCCAAAAUUAAAUUUAUGUAAAUGUCUAUUUUAUAUAAAAUAUGAUUAAAAUAA